Molecule: messenger RNA, 801 nt
Organism: Capra hircus (goat)
Lineage: Eukaryota; Metazoa; Chordata; Mammalia; Artiodactyla; Bovidae
Gene: IGFBP6
Product: insulin like growth factor binding protein 6
Biological process (GO): regulation of insulin-like growth factor receptor signaling pathway
Cellular component (GO): extracellular region
Molecular function (GO): insulin-like growth factor II binding; fibronectin binding; insulin-like growth factor I binding
Source: RefSeq, marked provisional
AGCUUUGCUGCGACUGCUCUGGGAGGAGUGGACGGGGCGAAACUCCUGACCAUGACCCCCCACAGGCUGCUGCCGCCACUGCUGCUAACUUUGCUGCUCGCUGCCCGCCCAGGAGGCGCCUUGGCAAGGUGCCCAGGCUGCGGGCAGGGGGUGUCGGCGGGUUGUCCAGGGGGCUGCGCGGAGGAGGAUGGGGGGCCGGCGGCGGAAGGCUGUGCGGAAGCUGGGGGCUGUCUGAGGAGGGAGGGCCAGCAGUGCGGGGUCUACACUCCCAACUGCGCCCCAGGACUGCAGUGCCAGCCGCCGGAGAAAGAGGAUUUGCCUUUGCGGGCGCUACUGCAGGGCCGGGGCCGCUGCGUCCGGGCGCGCACGCCCUCGGGAGAGAAUCCUAAGGAGAGUAAGCCCCAAGCAGGGACUGCUCGCUCGCAGGACGUGAACCGCAGAGACCAACAGAGGAACUCGGGGACCUCUACCACUCCUGUCCGGCCCAAUUCUGGGGGCGUACAAGACACUGAGAUGGGUCCCUGUCGCAAACAUCUGGACUCCGUGCUGCAGCAACUCCAGACCGAGGUCUUCCGCGGGGCUCACACCCUCUACGUGCCUAAUUGUGACCAUAGGGGCUUCUAUCGGAAGCGGCAGUGCCGCUCCUCCCAGGGGCAGCGCCGAGGUCCCUGCUGGUGUGUGGAUCGCAUGGGCCAGCCCCUGCCCGGGUCCUCAGAAGGCGGCGAUGGAAGUUCCCUCUGCCCCACCGGCAGCAGCGGCUAAGCCUGGGCUGGGGGGCUGCAGGGCCACUGGCAGGAGCAU